Xylona heveae TC161 is the source of this 1596-nucleotide messenger RNA. RefSeq names its product serine hydroxymethyltransferas-like protein. NCBI's taxonomy places the organism in Eukaryota, Fungi, Ascomycota, Xylonomycetes, Xylonales, Xylonaceae. Gene Ontology annotation, cellular component: cytoplasm. Gene Ontology annotation, biological process: L-serine catabolic process; tetrahydrofolate interconversion; folic acid metabolic process. The record is from RefSeq and is a predicted model, not a curated record. Bases 1 to 1596 code for a protein of 531 amino acids. Gene Ontology annotation, molecular function: zinc ion binding; pyridoxal phosphate binding; cobalt ion binding. The transcript is spliced from 5 exons.
AUGUCUCUCUUUCGAAGCGGCUCUCGGGCCUCAUGGUCAGUGCUUUCCUCGACCAAGGGAAUCGCAAGGCCAAUUCCUGCAAUCUAUCGCCCUGCAACAGCUGCGGCAGGCCGCAGAUGGCGGGGUAUGCAGACCAUGUCAACGGAUGCGCAACAAAAGCUCGUCUCUGCCCAUCUUGACGAAGCCGACCCAGAAAUCGACGCCAUCUUACAACGAGAGAAAAGUCGCCAAAAGCAUUUUAUCAACUUGAUUCCGUCGGAGAACUUCACAUCCCAGGCGGUACUUGAUGCCUUAGGGAGUGUGAUGCAAAACAAGUAUUCAGAAGGCUACCCAGGAGCCCGGUAUUAUGGUGGAAACGAGCACAUUGAUGAAGCAGAGAGCCUUUGCCAGCAGCGAGCUCUGGAGACUUUCGGAUUGAACCCCGAAGAAUGGGGUGUUAAUGUGCAACCUUUAUCUGGUUCUCCCGCAAACUUCUACGCUUACUCUGCAGUACUCAACUGCCAUGACCGCCUCAUGGGACUUGACCUCCCCCAUGGUGGUCACCUGUCCCACGGCUACCAAACGCCGACCAAGAAGAUUUCGGCCGUCUCAAAAUAUUUCGAAACCCUUCCUUACCGUCUGGACGAGAGCACGGGAAUAAUAGACUAUAACAAGUUGGAGGAGCUCGCGCAGCUCUACCGGCCCAAGCUGAUCAUUGCCGGCACAUCUGCUUACAGUCGCCUAAUCGACUACCCCCGGAUGAAAGCCAUUGCGGACAAUGUCGGCGCAUACUUGCUCAGUGACAUGGCCCAUAUUUCCGGCCUUGUCGCUGGUGGUGUCAUUCCUUCUCCGUUCCCUUACUCCGACAUCGUCACUACCACCACUCACAAGUCCCUUCGCGGGCCUCGCGGAGCCAUGAUCUUCUUCCGCAAGGGCGUUCGUCGCGUCGACAAGAAGGGUAACCAAGAACUGUAUGAUCUUGAAGGCCCCAUUAACGCUUCUGUCUUCCCUGGUCAUCAGGGUGGGCCCCACAACCACACCAUCACUGCUUUGGCCGUUGCGCUUAAGCAGGCACAGAGCCCGGAGUUCAAAGAAUAUCAAAAGACUGUUCUUCAGAACGCCAAGGCGUUUGCUGAGCGUCUUGGCAAGUCAAAGGAAGAGGGUGGUCUAGGCUACAAGAUCGUUGGUGAUUUCACCGAAAACCACCUCGUCCUUGUUGACCUCAAGAGCCGCGGUGUCGACGGCGCCCGCGUCGAGCGUGUACUAGAGCUUGUCGGUGUCGCUAGCAACAAGAACACUGUUCCUGGCGACAAGUCAGCCAUGAAGCCUGGCGGUCUCCGUAUGGGUACUCCGGCAAUGACCACUCGCGGUUUCCAGCCUGGGGACUUUGUUCGUGUGGCCGAGAUUGUUGACCGUGCAGUCGUCAUCACUCAAAGACUGGACAAGAAGGCGAAAGAGUCUGCCGAGGCAAAGGGCCGAAAGAACCCUGGCAGCGUCAAGGCGUUCCUGGACUACCUUAAAGAAGGUGAAAGCGAUCCGGAGAUUGUUGAGUUGAGAAGAGAGGUUGAAGACUGGGUUGGCACAUUCAGUCUUCCUUGGGAGAAGGGCUCCUCUUGA